Molecule: messenger RNA, 3320 nt
Organism: Erpetoichthys calabaricus (reedfish)
Lineage: Eukaryota; Metazoa; Chordata; Cladistia; Polypteriformes; Polypteridae
Product: noncompact myelin-associated protein-like
Exons: 4
Coding region: 526-948 (140 amino acids)
Biological process (GO): regulation of myelination
Cellular component (GO): paranode region of axon; plasma membrane; Schmidt-Lanterman incisure
Molecular function (GO): structural constituent of myelin sheath
Source: RefSeq, a predicted model, not a curated record
GAUGCCAACUGCUGCUUUUCUUUUUCCUCUCCUUCAAAAAAAAAAAAGAAAAAAAAAAAAAAUCACAAUUAUUCACAACCAAAUCCAUUUCUAAUUAAAUCCCUGUCCUGUCUCUGUGUGCUUUUGCCAUCACAGGCUAGCCAGGUUUAGACAAUAAUCUCGGCUAUUGUGUCAUAUCUCUGGAAAAUGAACAGCACUGCCUUUGAUCAGCUGAAGUGCAGUCAAAGGGGUGGAUCAACCUGAAAAACAAGCUUGCAUUAGAGUUACAACAUUAUGGCACUGCUGAAGUAGCCACAGUGACACUCUCCUCUCCUCUCCUCUCUUCUCUUCUGGCAUGAUUUGACCUGGAUUUGUUUUUUAAACUUUUUUUUAUUAUUAUUAUUAUUUCUUUGCCCAUUCUUGACACAAACUUGGAUUCUUCAACAGGUUUUUUUUUCUGCAAACCCUGAUGGUUUUCUUCAAGAGCUGCCUAUUCAAACGGAUACAGUUUUCUGUCUACCGGCACAGUAAUACAGAGGCCUAGAGAUGCAAACCAGUACUUCACCAACCUCAGUGUCAACUUCUUCGAAUUCAACAACUAAAUCCACGGAGCAGUUACUUUAUCAGAGCGCAGGGGCCAUUAUAGCAGCUAUUGUUAUUUUUAUCAUCAUUGUCUUCGCCAUAGUGGUGUUAAUACUGAAAACAUACAACAAGCAAACACGAAUGAAGAAUGAGCUUGCACCAAGGAACACCAAGAAGAUGUCAACCAGCAUUGCUAAAAGCAGUUCAGCCACUGGAAGUGUAGGCCAGAACAACAUUGCUAUGGGCAUCAUUGGGCAAAAUGGAUUUCCUUUAAGUGGUGUGACUGAAAACAGCACAUAUCACACUCCUGAGAGCUUAUUUUCUAUACCACUACCAAAUGGAAAUGUCACAGAGCUGCCAAAUGGGAAUGUAACAGAAAAUCGGUAACAGUCAGCUAUGGCCACUUGUUCAGGACUUCAAAGUGUGCCAUCAUCAGGCAUACUCAUUGCAGUAUGUCAGGUCCUGCUGCUUACACAAGAGUGGAAGCAAUGAAAGGAAGACCAUCAGCACUGCCUUUUUAUGAUAAAUCUAAGGACAAUGGAUUAGACUCUGCAAUCACUACUAGUGAUUUAAAUAAAAAGAACAAUAAACAUGUCUUAUUCUGUAGGAAUAAUGUAGAAAUAAUACAGUUUUGUAAAAGAACUGUGCAUUACUGAAUAUCUGUACCAGAUCCUUUGCACAAUGGACAGAGAAACAAAAAAGGAAAAUAUAUACAGCUAUUUUGAGAUAUCAUACCACACAAUGUCAAACUUUAAGUUGCUGAUCUUGUUACCAGAGAAUGACAGAUUAUAUGACUAGAAAUCAUAGCAUAUCUCAAAUUAAAUGACUGUGUGAUGACUUUCCAGAACAGUUUCCCAUUUCCAAACUUUCGCAAGCUUGCCCCUUUUUCUGACAGCAAACAGUGAUUUGCCUGACAGGGCCAAUGCCUGUCUGAAGGUUUUACAGGUAUGUUGAGUUCAUCUGCAAUCUUGGCCCUUUUUAUAUAAAAAAAAAAAAAAAAAAAAAAAAAAGAGCUUUUUCUCAUUCCGUCAUAGUACAUAAAAUACAUAACAUCAGACAGAUGAGUCUCUCAUCUGUGUGUCAGGUCCAAAACACCAGUAUUCCUCAUUGCUCUGUGUAUAUGCCUUGUACCUCUGAGUGAGCACCUCUAUAACUUAAGGCAUAAUCAAACCUAUCACUGGGUAUGUCAGACUACACUAAACUAAAAAGAUUAUGUAAAUGAAGUCCGCAAAUGACAAAUACUAGAAAAGUCAUGUAAUGUGACAUGGCCUUUAGGAUGUGCUUUAUUUCAUGGGAGUGUAGCCACAGUUUAAAAAUGAAACCAGGAUUUAAGCACUAUUAAAUAGGAUUUUUUUUAUACGUGACCUACAGCUGUAUAAUCUAAUGCAAAAAAUAAUAUACACAAAUUAAAAAAAUGUUUAUAUUUGUUAUGAUGUAAACAUACACAAAUGACUGAUGUUAAAACAAAUAUGAAUUCCUAAAAUUACUUUAGACCAAAAUUGCAAACUCAACUCUGCGCCAGUCAUAUACAAUGAAUAAUUUGUACCCAUCAAUAAACCAAUUGCUUAAAUAUAUACAGAUCAACUGCUUCCAUGGUCUGUAUAUCCUUAAAGCUUUUCACUCAUAUAACUGAGGUGUGUAUGGUUUUAACCACUUUUAAACAGAAAAAUUGUAUUUAAGGGGAGACACCUCACUCUGCCUAGCUCAAUUAGUCAGCAUAAUUUCAGUAUCGCAUUGGAUUUUAAAACACCGAAGGGCAUUUCAACAACAUUAGAUAUUUCACAGAUGACUCCUACUACCCAUCUUAAAAGCUCUUUACUUUCUGCUUCCACCUGUGUCUUUUAAAAAGCAUACAGCUUCUGCAGAACAGACCUAGGUGGGGAUAAUAAUAGAACUUGUUUAGUAAUCACACAAGGCACUUCAGUUAGAACUAAGCUCCUUUAUGACUUUAAACCAGACAGCCCAAAUGUCAUAGUCUCAGCCAGGCAAUCUGGUUCAAAAAUAUGAAAUGAGGAUUAAAAAUGUUGCCAUUCUCAGAAGAAAGAGAGACAUUAUAAGCCAUGAUAUAAAAAUUCUUAACAAUAAUACACAGAUUAACAAGUAAUACUUUGUAUCGAUCUGUUAAGAAUUAUGAAAAAAGGUUAGCUUAAUGGGCAUGAAUUCUCUCAAUUACAAGACUGGACGAAGAACUAGAAACACGUUAAUCUGAGAUCUGGUAAAAACAAAGAAUCGCAUGGUUAGGCUGUUUUGAUUACACAAGCAUACCAAAUAUGACUAAUUGGGAAAGGGUUUCAGGUAUAAACAUGAACUAGUAACAGAACAAUUGUGAUGUGAUGGGUCCAACUCUGCCAUUUUCCAUUGCUUUGAAAGUGUUUUACAAACUUGCCAUUCCCAAGGUUAAAACUUAAAUAUUGCUUUCAAUACAUAUUGAGUUGGUGUUGGAUAUUGGUCCAAAUGUCAGGAUGUGCAAAUUUGUUAUGGUUUAUUAUAGAAAUUAAUACAAAAAAAAAUUGUCUUGGGUAAAGCCAGCAUAUAAUGUACCACAGCCAUUAGUUUAAGUUUAAAAUCUGCUUAAAAAUAUGAUAAAGUAAUUUGAGUGUGUUUCAUGCACUUACCAAAAAGCAUAUUUAUUUUACUUUGAUCCUACUGGUGAAUGGGGCAAUUUUCUGAAUAAGCCCUUACUUUUGUCUCUGUUUAACAAUGUUUUGUAACGUUGUCUACAAAAUUAAACCAUUUUUCAAUUGUCUGUGUUGUACAAA